Molecule: messenger RNA, 6257 nt
Organism: Mustela erminea (ermine)
Lineage: Eukaryota; Metazoa; Chordata; Mammalia; Carnivora; Mustelidae
Gene: PPFIBP2
Product: PPFIA binding protein 2
Exons: 27
Coding region: 263-3286 (1007 amino acids)
Biological process (GO): neuromuscular junction development
Cellular component (GO): presynaptic active zone
Molecular function (GO): protein binding
Source: RefSeq, a predicted model, not a curated record
GGUUGAAGAGGCAGGUCCCAGAGGAAAGGGAACCGGUGGCGGACGGGUCCCUGCCUGCUGCCGCGCCGCGGGAGAGGAAAGGGGAUUUGAGGGGCGGUCCCAAGGGAAGGAGGGCGGGAGAAAGCCUGCGCUCCGGGACGAGCCUCCCGUGGGUCCCGCCCCCGUCACGUGGGCUCCAGACCGGGCCGCUGCCGCUCGGUCCGCUGGUUGGUCGGUCAGUUGGUCGGUGGGUCAUUGGCCUGCAGCUCGGUUCUCGCCUCUCAUGUUCGGAGGUGGGAGGGACACGGGAGCGGCCCGCACACCUGAUCCGCCCGGACAGGAGCCCUGCACCCAGGAGAAGGAGGAGACCGAGGGGCAAGGAGUCAUGGCUUCUGAUGCCAGCCAUGCGCUGGAAGCCGCUCUGGAGCAAAUGGACGGGAUCAUCGCAGGCACUCAGACAGGUGCAGCAGAUACCAAUGACCGUGGCUGUGAGCCUGCGCGAGCCUCGCCGGUCUCCCACACAAACCCCUUACCAGUGCUCCAUCUCGUUGAGGACUUGAAACUGGCCCUGGAGAUGCUGGAGCAACCCCAAGAGAGAGCAGCCCUCCUGAGCCAGAUCCCGGGUCCCACAGCUGCCUACAUAAAAGAGAGCUUGUCCCAGGUAAAUCACCAAGGUGCUGCUAAUAAUGAAACGUACCAGGAACGCUUGGCACGUCUAGAAGGAGAUAAGGAGUCCCUCAUUUUACAGGUGAGUGUCCUCACAGACCAAGUAGAGGCCCAAGGAGAGAAGAUCCGUGACCUGGAAGUGUGUCUGGAAGGACACCAGGUGAAACUCAAUGCUGCUGAAGAGAUGCUUCAGCAGGAGCUGCUAAGCCGCACAUCUCUUGAGACCCAGAAGCUCGAUCUGAUGACUGAAGUUUCUGAGCUGAAGCUCAAGCUGGUUGGCAUGGAGAAGGAGCAGAGAGAGCAGGAGGAGAAGCAGAGAAAAGCAGAGUCAGUUCUGAAUGUGAUCAGUGAGCUGCAGGAGCAGAUGUGUAGUCUGCAGCUGGACAUCCACAGGCAGAUCCAGGAGCGCCUCUCACUCAGGAGGGGUGUCCCUGACGAGGUGGCGCCCGAGGAUGGCACUGCCGAGCCCCCGGCCUGCAGCCAGGACUGCGCCUAUUGGGAGGGGUCACCUGAGUUACUGCAAGAGCUCAGGCACCUCAAAAUCAAGGUGGAAGAAUUGGAGAAUGAACGGAAUCAGUAUGAGUGGAAGCUGAAGGCCACUAAGGCUGAGGUGGCCCAGCUGCAAGAGCAGGUGGCCCUGAAGGCUGCCGAAAUCGAGCGUCUGCACAGCCAGCUCUCCCGGACUGCGGCCCUCCACAGUGACCAUGCAGAGAAAGACCAAGAAAUUCAACGUCUGAAAAUGGGGAUGGAAACUUUGCUUGUUGCCAAUGAAGAUAAGGACCGUCGGAUAGAGGAGCUCACGGGGCUGCUAAACCAGUACCGAAGGGCGAAGGAGAUGAUGAUGGUAACACAAGGGCCUUCGGAAAGAACUCUUUUAAUCAAUGAAGAAGAACUCGAGGGAAGUUUCAGAAAGUGGAACAGUGCGAAUAAAGGCCCUGAAGAAUUCUUUAAACCAGAGAUGCCUCCAAGAUGUAGCUCUCCCACCGUGGGGCCGCCUCCACUACCACAGAAAUCACUGGAAACCAGAGCUCAGAAAAAACUCUCAUGUAGCCUAGAAGACCUAAGAAGUGAACCUGUGGACAAGUGUGUCAACGGGAACCAGCUCUCCCCUGGGGUGGAAGCCAAGGACAACCCUUUCCUGGUGGAGCACAAAUACCCCACGUUACCUGGGAAGCUUUCCGGAGCAACACCCAAUGGAGAGGCUGCCAAGUCGACUGCCACUGCCUCGAAGCCCGACCCCGCAGGGAGCAGCCCGCUGCGGCUGAGAGACACAGAAAGUGGCUGGGACGACACCGCCAUGGCCAACGAUCUCUCAUCCACAUCCUCGGGCACUGACUCAAGCCCCCAGUCUCCCCUGACCCCAGAUGGUAAACGGAGCCCCAAAGGCAUCAGGAAGUUCUGGGGAAAGAUCCGAAGAACUCAGUCCGGGAACUUCAACACCGACGCCCCAGGGAUGGCGGAGUUUCGACGAGGUGGGCUCCGGGCAACUGCAGGGCCAAGGCUCUCUAGGACCAGAGACCCCAAGGGUCAGAAAUGUGAUGCCGGCGCCCCCUUUGCCCAAUGGAGCACGGAGCGCGUGUGCGCCUGGCUGGAGGACUUCGGCCUGGGCCAGUACGUGAUCUUCGCUCGGCAGUGGGUGACUUCUGGCCACACAUUACUGUCAGCUACCCCUCAGGACAUGGAAAAGGAGUUGGGGAUUAAGCAGCCUCUGCACAGGAAGAAGCUGAUUUUGGCCGUGAAAGCCAUCAACACCAAGCAGGAGGAGAAGUCGGCCCUGCUGGACCACAUCUGGGUGACACGUUGGCUUGACGAUAUUGGCUUACCACAAUACAAAGACCAGUUCCAUGAGUCCAGAGUCGAUGGGCGAAUGCUACAGUACCUAACUGUGAAUGAUCUCCUCUUCCUAAAAGUCACCAGCCAACUGCAUCAUCUCAGCAUCAAAUGUGCCAUUCAUGUGCUUCACGUCAACAAGUUCAAUCCCCACUGCCUGCACCGGCGGCCAGCUGACGAGAGUAACCUUUCUCCUUCAGAAGUUGUGCAGUGGUCCAACCACAGGGUGAUGGAGUGGUUGCGAUCCGUGGACCUGGCAGAGUACGCACCCAACCUUCGUGGGAGUGGUGUCCAUGGAGGCCUCAUCAUCCUGGAGCCACGCUUCACUGGGGACACCCUGGCUAUGCUUCUCAAUAUUCCACCACAAAAGACGCUCCUCAGACGCCACCUGACCACCAAAUUCAAUGCCCUGAUUGGUCCCGAGGCUGAGCAGGAAAAACGAGAGAAAAUGGCCUCACCAGCAUACACACCACUGACCACCACAGCCAAAGUGCGGCCAAGGAAACUAGGAUUUUCGCAUUUUGGCAACAUAAGAAAAAAGAAAUUCGAUGAGUCGACGGACUACAUUUGCCCCAUGGAGCCCACUGACGGUGCUGGUGACAGUCAGAGGGCCUACAGUGGCUACCAGGGCCUCAGCCCCCUCGAUGGCCCUGAACUGGAUGGGCUGGACCAGAUGGCCCCUUCGGAAGGCGCUGUGACGCAGAUAGGGCUCCUCUCCCAAGACAUUCACCGCCUCACGACUUUGCUGAGCCAGGACCAGCUACUGAACGACUCUCGCCUGGCCGCUCCCAGCUCCGAGGACUGGAGAUGACGUUCUUCGUGGCCAAGAGCCCAGAGAGGCAUGCGUGGGGGUCUCAAGUCUUUGCGCCAAGGGGGAGCUGGCACGGCCACCUGCAAAGCCCAGCCAGGCUAGCAGGACACCUGGGACGUGCGUACCGACAGGAGUGAGCAGAGCGGUGAACGGAUGUCCGGGAGGUGGUCCUGGGGGCCCUGUGUCUUCAGCCGUGCUGUGCUCUUCACUGUAGCUUUUAUACCUUUUGUACUUUUAUAUGUGGACUGCACCCCACUUCUGUGGGGAGGGCGGUGAGAUGUCAGCACAAACUCAAUGGCUCAUGCUCUUCCUGGUGACUUUUGGGAGGUUCUUAACACCAAAGGGGAAAGGCAAGGAGUUCAUAAAAGCUCUGCUGGAAGAAAAUUCUGGAAAAAAUAUUCUGACUGUCCUGUAGUGGCUGAGCUGGCUGAAUUGACAGGGAGUCCCCCCUGGCUGCUUCCACAUGGUGGGGGGUGGGGGUGGGGGGUACUUCCUUUACAGGGCCAGGUGAGCACCGGGAAGGAACAGUGGGACUCCUCCCAUGGCAGCCCUGACUGCCCUCGUCAAACCCUCCUCUGCAACAGGUUGUCAGUGCUGCUGGGCUGCCUCAGGUCUGAGCAGAGGUGUCUGCAUCACGCACACACACAGGGGCACCCUCACCUUAGCUGACCAGCAAGCGCAGGCCCCCCAAGUACUGGUGUCUGAUCAAACAGCUCCCCCUAGUGGAUGGUCCUGGCACACCCCAAACGUUGCCACUGGCUCUGGCCAUCUCCCCACACAGCCUGUUCCCUCUACCCCUGGGGGAGAGGCCCCAUGUGCCCCCAGCCAUACUCUGCCUCUCUGUGGCAGCUCAGGCCUCCUCUCUGCUUUCCAAAGCUGGUCUCUUGGUCCACCUCCUCCCCAGUUGGUCCUCUCCAGAAGUUCUCUCCCCUGUCCCAGAGUAGCCUUCCUAAAGCACUGUGUUCAUCCCGUUACCUUUCUGCUAAGAACUCCUGAGUUCCAGAAUCAAGAGGAGUUCAAAAGCCUUAGCCAGCCCCCACAUCCCUUCUGUAUCUUCAGCCUCACAAACUCACUCUGUAGCCUGCGCCAUUGUCUUUCCCUCGCUGUGAGAUGUCGUUUUCCUCUGGUCCCCUUCACAAGGCUGAGCUCAGAGCCAGCAAGCCACUGCUUCCUUCAGGAAGCCUUCACUGAUGCACUGGCAUUUCCUGCAUCCCACUGUGCUGUCAGUCCUUGAGCCAGAGCCCUCCUGGCUCCCCCUGUUGUGUGUCUUUCUCCCUUCGCAUAGCCACGCUCAGCACAAACGCUUGGAGCACUCUCCCGUACAGACUGGAGCAAGAGCCAGCCCCGGACCCCACACCGCUUGGGGACUCCCUGCGUGCCGUGAUGCCGUGCUCCAUCCACUCGCCCCUUUGUACGUGUGGGUUAAGCAUGUUCCAUGCCAGGCUGAGAAGGGCUGGGGAUCUAGGUAUGAAUGUCAAGGUGCUUGUCUGAGGGUGCUGAUGGUCUAGUGGGGGUGGGGGGGACACCUCUUUCAAACGCGGGUGUGCUGAAAGGUACAGCUGCUCCGAUAGAAACUAGUUGUCCUUUUAAAUAGAGGGCUGGAGUAGCGGAUGGGAAAGGCGGUGCUACUUGGAUUUCUGAGAUGAAUCCGGUUCCCUGAGUGUGCCAGAGGGGAAAGGGCUGGUAAGAUUUGUGUUAGAGAGAAGUACAGAGUGAGCUCGUACUACUCAUACUGCGCCCAUCGGAGUAUCUUCUCCAAGUGGGAAUCUGCUGAGGGUGUACUGAACACACACAUGGGUGAAGGCUCCUAGCUUCUUCCCCCUCAGCCCCCCACCCACUACACCCCUACCUGCCUCCUGUGAGACCAUCCCUAGGCAGGGCACAGCUGCACUUCAGUGAGUUCUCUAGAGCUGUCUUACCCUCUCCUGUACCCCUCACACACAGACACACCCCCAGUGUCACUCGUUGCAGCAACAAUGCUACGAUGCCAGUUUUUUGCAGAAAGGGAAGAACUUGGAAUUAAGCACCCAGGUCUCAGGCCCAGCUUCCCUGCCUCCUGUUGAAAGGACCUGAGGAUAAUAACUUUGUCUAAGAGCCUCACUCUCCUCAUCCCUAACUCAAGAGAACAAAAUCCCCGCAGAAUCUCUGGCUUGUUACAAGAAUGAUGUGAGCUGAAGUGCAGGACGGGUUCUACCCAGCCCCAGGUAUCAGAGCAGCACGUCAGCCAGGCCGUGGACAGCCAAGGCUGGGUGUUCGCUUGCAUCACUUGUGGGGAGCAGUGGGAAGGAGUUCAGGAGUACCUCCUGGAAGCUCAGCCCAUCUGCACAUUCAGAAGCUACUGUGCUAAACACCCACACCCCGCCACACCAGAAUGUGGCCUGGCAUUUACACAACGCAGAGAAAACCAGGGCCCUUGCCUCCAUCUGCUGUGCAAAGCACAGGGAGCCUAGCAUGGCUGGAGCCCGCCUACCCCAGUGGAUCUGCAGCUGCCCUCGUGCUUUUUAACACCGUUUCCACUUCAAGUGUCUUCCUACAGGAAGGAAGAGUGGCCUUCUAGUCCAUCUGACCUUUAAAAACAGAACACUCUGGAGAGGGAAGUUCAAGAGAUUACUGGGAGUUUAUAUGACCGCACUUGGAUUCUUCUGGAAUUCUGCCCCUGCAGUUCUGCCAGUUCUGACCUCCCUUGGACAUCCAGAAGACCGUUCACAUGGAGGGCUGGUCUAGCAGGCCCCCACAGAGCCCCAUUUCCUGAGCUAUCUGCUUCAUCCUGAAGUUUCUUUUAUUAAACUAUGGGGCAGGGAUGCAACAGAAUUCCCUUGAGCCUCCCAAAUCAGGAGGCCUCAGAAACCAUCUGCCUCCAGCCCCUUGAACCCAUCUUAGGCCCAUAGCAGAACGAGGAGCCAUGUGCCCAAGGAUGCAUAACAAGACACUUGUAAACACAUCCCAGUUUAAUGUGGUGAGGCAGAACUCA